GCAGACGUGCAUCGAGCGGACUCCCGCGUUGACGCAGUGUACGGGCGUAGCGCGACCAACACCGUGUUCUACGAGGUGUGUUGCCUAGGUGGUGAACCUUUCCCGUCAUCUUACGAUUUUUACUUAACGGCAAUCGUGCGUGAAACAUCUUGCCAGGCUUCAUUUCUGACGUCGUCCUCGCGAACGAUUCGUCGAACGUCAUCCGUGCGGGAAGGAAAAAAUAGGCAGGAGUCGUCGCCGAGCUCUUUACCAGAGCCAGCUGAGAAGAUCGUGCUUGCGGAUUGUCAUCGCCUCAGGGAGAUCUCACCGGACCACUACGGAUCUUCGGAUGUGUGACGCCUAACUUGAGUGUGCCUGGAACCAAACGCCGCCACCGUUUUUAUUGCCCUACGCCGUGAACAUCGUCUUCGCCGUGGUGGCUUCCGACCACCGCGCUAACGGAUAAUGGAAUGGCGACCCGGUUACAUCGCAUGAGCUUUUCGCCGGCAGAAAACCUGGGGUCCCAUCAUACUAUGGAAAUAAAUCCUCCAUACAGCAACCUUCAAAGAAAAGACCAGCAUGGCGUGAUGGGCUUCCUUGGUGGGCUUCCCUCGCUGCCAGGUGGUUCCCAGCCGUUGCACCAGCCACAGCCGCAGCACCCACUGGCUGCCGCCGCCACAGUGCAGCCCGGCUCCACAGGGGACAUGCAGCAGCAGCAGGAGCACUUACAGUUCCAGCAGCAGCUCCUGCAACUCAAACAGGAGCAGCAGGUGCAACAGCAGUUGUUGCUUCAGCACUACCAGCGGCAGCAGCAGCAGCUGGCCCAGCAGCACGAGAAGCAGCUGCAGGAGCGAAUUAAAGAGUACCUCGAGCACCAGCGGCAGAUCCAGGAAGAGCACAAACUGGAACGUGAGCGCAUUGAGAAAGACCGCCAGCUAGACCAGAUCCGCAAAAAGGACAAGCAUGAACAAAGUGCUGUGGCAUCUUCUGAAGUGAAACAAAGGCUACAGGAGUUUGUCUUGAACAAGAAGCAGCGGGAAGCAGCAGCUAACAAUGCCAACACAUCCCCACCAAAUUUCAGAAACUGGUCCAGGCAGCGUUCUUCUCUGGAUCAAGCUUCGCCUCCUUCAACAAGCGCUGUUUCGCCUCAGUGCAGACAUCUGCUUCUGGGGAAGUACGACGACGAUUUCCCACUACGGAAAACGGCGUCGGAACCAAACCUUAAGGUGCGCUCUGCGCUGAAGCAAAAAGUAAUUGAGAGGCGCAGCAGCCCGCUUCUGAGGCGCAAGGACAAAGGGCCCAUUCCUUUGAAGCGGCGGCCGCUUACAAUUGAUGGCAGUGGAAGCAAACCUGACUCAUCAGAAGGUUCCCCGCCAAACGGUUCCCUGUCCCUGCACUCUUCUCUGCAUUCCAGUAACGGUAGCACACCCAUUCAGGAGGAACCUGGCACUUCUCCGUACCAUCCUCUGAACCAGGGUGGCAACAGUGAUCUCGCGCUCUACUCAUCACCCUCCAUGCCCAACAUCUCCUUGGGGCGUCCCCCUGUGGCCACCAGCACAGCCGAUGGGAAAAUUCUCAACUCUGUCUCCGAGGCCCAAGUCCGUGCCAUGGCAGCUGCACGUCUUGGGAUGCCACUCACAUCACAUGUGUUGCACUCAUCAUUGCCUUUCUGCUCACCAUUGCCAGUAAUAGAUGGAGAGUUCACUCCUCCAACCAGUCCUGGCUACAUCCAGCAGCAGAUGAAAGGCCUGGAACAGUCACCCGGAGCUCCAGGGCACGUGCUGCAAGUUAUGUACGCGCCGCCUCCCGGCACUGUUAUCACUGACGCUCAGGUUGCACAAGCACGCCUACACAGGACCAUCCAUCGUCCUCUGGGCAGGACACAGUCAGCACCACUACCCCUUGGACAUCCAAUGUUGCAGCCACAGGGUGUGCUGCUCAACGCACAACUCUUUGAGCAACAGCAACAACACAACUUGCUCAAGCAGCACAUUCGGCAGACAGUGCUGACUCGGGCGGGCAGCAAGAGCCAGGUAGUGGAGCACGUGGAAGAGGAGACUGAAGCCGCUGUCGCACAAGAAAUGAAAGACCAGCCCGAGGUCAUCGACCUCACCGACUCGCGCAAGGGAUCAUCAGCUUCAGCAGCAGAAGGGGCACCACCUCCUCACACCUCUGGCACCACCCUGCUGCAGCUUCAGCAGCGACAAAGGGACCUCCUCAACCGGCACUCACUUCAUCUUGGUGCUGGAAUGGAAGGUUCUGCAUUUACGCGGCACCAGCACGGUGCACGUCCACUCUCUCGAGCCCUCUCGAGUCCGCUGGUGAGCCUGAGUCCUCCUGGUGGAAGCAGCAGCCCCCAGCACCAGUCGGAACUGGGCAGCCCCCCUCCGCCACAUGGCAGUCCCCCACACCGGAUGACCACAGCGUUGGCCUAUGACAGUCUGAUGCUGAAACACCAGUGCAUCUGCGGCGAUUACUCCAGCCACCCAGAGCAUGGUGGCAGAUUGCAGAGCAUCUGGGCACGGCUGCAGGAAACAGGACUAGUGGCUCGCUGCGAGAGGAUCCGGUCACGAAAAGCCACGCUGGAGGAGAUACAGUCUUGUCAUGACGAAGGCUAUGCUUUCAUGUUUGGCACUAAUCCACUGAACAGGCAGAAACUGGAAAUGAGCAAGCUAGAGCUUCCCAUCAAAAGCUUUGUGAUGCUACCAUGUGGAGGCAUUGGCGUGGACUCGGACACCACCUGGAACGAACUACACACGGCGAGUGCAGCACGUAUGGCCGCUGGCUGUGUUGUCGAUCUUGCUCUCAAGGUGGCCAUGGGUGAAGCCAAGAAUGGUUUUGCUGUCGUUCGCCCUCCCGGUCACCAUGCAGAGUUCAAACAAGCAAUGGGAUUCUGUUUCUUCAAUUCUGUGGCAAUUGCCGCUAAGCAGCUUCAGCAAAAGCUCAAGGUGGAGAAGAUUCUCGUGGUUGACUGGGAUGUCCACCAUGGGAACGGUCUGCAGCAGAUCUUUUAUGAUGACCCACACGUGUUGUACAUCUCCCUCCAUCGACAUGAUGAUGGCAACUUCUUUCCCGGCACCGGUGAUCCUCAGGAGGUUGGCAUUGACGAUGGCACAGGCUUCAACAUCAACAUUGCAUGGUCCGGUGCAUUGAAUCCGCCAAUGGGCGACGCCGAGUAUAUUGCAGCUUUUCGGACCAUUGUGAUGCCCAUAGCUCGAGACUUUGACCCAGAGAUUGUCUUGGUUGCUGCUGGCUUUGAUGCAGCUGCUGGCCACCCACCACCACUUGGCGGAUACCAGAUAUCGCCUGCCUGUUUUGCCUACAUGACAAAGCAGUUGAUGACCUUGGCCAAGGGCAGAGUCGUGCUUGCUCUAGAAGGGGGGUAUGACCUGCCAUCCAUCUGCGACUGCUCUCAAGAGUGCGUAGCAGCACUUCUGGGAGAUGAAUGCACACCCUUGCGUGAAGAGGAGGUCACCCGGCAGCCUUGUACAGCUGCGGUCCAGCUGCUGCAGAAAACUGCCGCCAUUCAAGCACCGCACUGGCCCUGUGUGAAGAAGUGGGCCCCAACCAUCAGUUCUUCUCUUCUCGAGGCUCAGCAGAAAGAGAAGGAAGAAGUGGAGACAGUCACUGCCCUGGCCUCCCUCUCAAUGGCUGCUGCACAGAUGCAGGGUCCAAAGUCAGAACCACCUCAGGAGGACGAACCAAUGGAAGAGGACCAAGAUAAGUGAUCAGCUGACGGUGCACAUGAUGGUAACAAUGCAGAUAAACCAGUGAAAAAUUUUCGACUGGACUGGUGCAUAUCGCUGAGGACUCCUGCCCAAAUGAGCCAAGGAACACAAGUUCACACUGCAUGCAUCAACAGACAGAAAACGGGGAGGCAGCAUUGUCAGGGGCAACGUGCACCUUUUAUCACUUCUGAGGAUGACGUGUUGUGCGACUGUUCUCAUGAAGUCCGAAGGUCAACUUGGUCAAGAACCAGGGGUGCCCAACAAACAUUUGGAUUGACACAGUCGUGUCAUGCUGUCAUCCUGAGUUGGCCUGUUGCCUAUUGUUAGAUCAUAAUUUUUCAAUACUGUUGCAGGUUUGCCAAUGCUGUUGCUGCCAGUCAUAAUGCCACAGCUGGUUUUGAAGGAAGCACAUUUGAUGCUGUUUCGAUACUUAAAGCAUAACAUGAUUAUAGUUGGGGUUCCAAUCAACAGGUUCAGAUGUUUUGGCAGCGAGUUGUAGAACAUUACGCUGAGUGAAAACAUCUGUGUUUAGAGCUGGACCUCUGACUUUUGAAGUUGAAAACAUUUGAAAAGUAAUGCACUGUGUUUUACCCAGUUACGUAACAAGUAUUACGGCUGCUGUCAUCUUUAAUGCUUCCUACUUGCUGAUGUGUGUCGAGUGGCAGUUGUGUGUCAUGAGUGCACGUUGGUUACACAUAUUCAAGGCGAUGUGACCUAGACGCUGCACGUUAUGUUAACUCCAAACUGGUCCAUUUUUGGAAGUUGCACUGCUAUGACUGAAAUGAUGCUGCGAAUAUCUGCCAUGCGUCACCUAAAAAAAAACGACAGAGCCUGUUAGGCUACAGCUUGUCGAAUUGAAAGAUUUUUCGCAUCUUGUAUCAUUGUACCUAUCUUUCAGAGUGCAUCGUCGUUUCAUGCAGUCUCACGUAUAUUUUCUAGCGCCAUUCACACCGGGUUCAAUAGUUCUAACUGUGCACCAGCUACGUCUUUGAACAAGGAUGUCAGUGUGACAGUGAGCUUGCAUUGAGAUUUCGAUGUAUCACCUGGUGCCCUGAGAUGGCCCAAACAUUACACAACAAAGUUGGUAUGCUGCUUUGCAUUUUCUGAGAAGGAAACGAGUUUGUGAUCCAAAGAAAUUUACUAGUUUUGCGAAGCAUUCUGAAGGAAUGCAUUGCACGCUGACCUCAAUGGUGUUAAUAAGAGGCUAUGGGAACACUGAGAAGAUAAAGGUAGUAUUUUAAAACGUUGCAGUGGGUUAUGUGGUGUGCAAUUUUGGGGGUAACAUUGCGAUGUACAACUGCACUUUGUAUACGCACAAGUAUACGCACAAGUGUACACGCGCUGUCCGCUGCACAACCUCAGUACAGCAUCAAGUAGGGAAACAACUAGACACCCUUUUUCCUUGAAAGGAAGGAAGAAAGAAAAGAACGAGAAAUAAUCACUUACAACCAUUGCAGCCAUUUUUACGGAGACGAGUGAGUGGGGAGUACUAGUUUGUCACCAUAGUGAUUAUUAAACAAACGUGUUUUUACACUGCUGCAGUGGUCUUAUUAUGCCACUGUUCUGGGCAUUACAUACUACAGUCUUUUGGAUGUACUAAGUUCUUGUGAGCUUUAUGACGAUUUUAAAACAAUGCUAGUCAGAACCUCGCCAGUAUCACAUCUCCGGGGGGACGUGCUGAGUGUUUUUUCAGCAGCAGCUGAAAGCAAAGUGCCCGCCUGCUUGUCACUGUCUUUCGCUACCCAUAGCUGCGAGUAGUAGCCUUGGGUACACUGCUGUUGUAGGCGCUGACAGACAUGUUUUCUCGGAACUGUUCGUGUGAGGUAGCAGGCGGCUUCAGGCUUUCUGGGCCUUCAGAUGGGGUGCAACCUGCCAGUGGCUGUGCCCUUGGCACUGGCAUGACUAGUAUGUUUCUAUUAGUCAUACUCAGAAUGACUGAUAGGCAAAUUUCUACACUCGUUUGCCUUGCACAUUGCAUUUUAUCUUUUUUGCUGUUGCAUUAUUUGAACAACCAGAACAAAAUUUCAUUGGUCUGUGGUUCCCUGUCCUACAACUUUCUAGGCCACACUCUGGUUUUUUUUUGUUACUUGCACAUGCAUGCAAAUGCACAGGACACGCAUCACACAAACACACAAAUAAUGCAGACACAUUUACAUGCAUGCAGCACACUUAAGUUAUGAUCUGUUGCUUGAGCUAAAGAAUAAAGGGUUCAGAAAAGUGAAAAUUGGUCAGUCCAGUGUGCUGGCCUUGUUUGCUUGAAAGGGCGCUGAUGGUGCCCACACCAUUCAUUGUGUAAAUAUGUUCAUUCGAAACAUGCUGAAGAGGCUAGCGUGAAAGAAGCGCGCAAGCGCUAAUUUUAAAACUGCUUGGUAAGAUCAGAAGAAGAACAAAUGCUACGGACAGGGGCUCGCGUCUCGUUCUUCAGCUGCGGUUUGCCAAGUGAUUUAAGUUCCUUAUAAAACUGGCGUGCUUUGUGAUGUACAAUAUACUUGCCGUGCUAGUUAAGUUUUCCAUUAAUGUCCUCAUGUUUUUCUUUUUACCUUCAUUUUUUGUUUUCAUGCGCUGUAUUUUUUGACUGUUGAAUGUUAGUGUUUUCCCAUGCUGUGAAACCUGAUGUGAAGUUCAUGUAUAUCUGUUUCUUAUCCGUCUGCGUGUGUGCAUGUGUUGGCAUAUACAUAAUUAUAUAUAUAUAUAUUGUACGAGUUUCACGCAUUGUUAAAAACACACGGCUUGAUAGAAUGGCAAUGUUUGCGACUAAGGUUCUGCUCUGGUCUGCAGAUGGUUGCUUUUCUUGUGUUGCUCUCUGGCAUUUCACUCAUGACUUGAUUUCUGGUUAUCUUGUGCACAUUCGAAAGCUGCUUUGCUUGUCCAUUGAUCACUUUUAUUUGUAAAUACACAAGUUGUUUUAAGAACGCUCAUUUAUUCUUGUAUACUUUCUUUCACCCAUCUUCGUCACUCAUUUGUUGUGUUGUGCCAUUACUAUUCGCUCCCCUUCCGCUCCGCACCUGAGCAUCACUGACGAUACUAUAUACAUAUAUACAUAUAUACAUGUUGCAGCGCCAUAUAGUAUAUCAUUUGUACAGUGAUGAUUUUACUCCGUCUUGAUAAACCUGAUUUCAAGGUCAAAACAAAGUAGACUGCAUAACCUGUUGUUGGCUGAGCGCUUAAUUAAGGAACAACACGCUCGCUCUGUUUUGCGAAGUUUGAACCCGUAGUCAGUUUGAGGGCUCUCAGAAAAUCGUAAACAUAAAAAAGAACAGGUGCUGAAGUUCAGCUUUGCGUCAAAGUGCCUAGCACGAAGUCUAUAUCGGUAACACUGUGCUGAUUUUUAAAAUAAAUUAUUAAGUCGACAUUAUCUGUCGGUUGAAAAAGAUAAAGAUGAGCUAAGGGUGGGACAUGUUGCGUUAGUUCUGCGUAGAACUCACAUUGGCCGUAUUGGCAUUUAUACAAAACUGUUCCAAAUAAUUUUGUUUUCACAUUGAAGUUACACUUAAGGCAAACAAUAAGUGAAGAUAAACUGAGAAUUACAAAAAUGUCUAAGUCACUUCAAGACAGAGUAAAGAGUAUGUGAUAGAAAGAAAUCUUGAGUUACAUAUGUCAGAACAUAAACAACACCACUGGAAGUAUUCAUAACCAGCUCUUGAUGCCUGCAUUAUAACUGGCCAUUGGCACAAGGCUCAGUGAAGCCGAUUUUAAGUAAUUUUCUCUUGGAAAAUUUCACUGGUACUGUAAAGCAUACUGCUCUGUCGACAAUUUCGCAAGAGUGUGUCCACUCUCGCUAAACCUUCUUCUGAUUUGCCAAGGAUAAUAAUGUAAGGAGAUUCUAUGCUUUGUAUCAAUACGUCACUAACGUACCGAUACUCUUAUUUCUCAGAAAAUUUUUGUCUAGGAAAUGUGGUGUUUUCAAUCGAAAAUUGUACAAAAGUAUGCCACCUCUUGACAAGGAACAAAGGCUAGGUGAUUUUGAACACUGACUGUCAUCUCUGCCAAAUUGAGUUGACGUUUACCUUUACUGUUCCUUCAAGAAAAGAUGCCUACGUUCCUGCUUACCAGCUUGCUCACUUUUUUUUUAAAACCAAUCUGACGUAAACAAGAAUAAUAUAAAGAGACAGACUUUUCUUUUGAUUUGUCUUAUGUGAAAUGCAUGUGCUGAGGUUGAUGGGUUGACGAAGACUUUCGUGUGAAGCUUUUAGGUUUCUACUGUGGCAGAAUUCCAGUGCGUGAAAAAUUUCAUUUUGCAAUUGUCAAGUUUUCUUUUUACUGUUUUUCCUGCAUGUCCACUCAUGCAAGACCUUCCUUUUUUUUUUUUUUAAAAUCUACAAAUAGCUGUUUUCACCAAGUGCAGAUACACACAAUGAUCAAUCUAGUCAAUAAACUGAGUAUCUCUGAGAUGCCCUCUUUUGUUGAACAUUUAAUACCGAGGUUCCUUUGUGCUUUUGUUUUCAAACGUUUGGAUAAUACGUUAAUGAAGCGCUGGUUUUUCAGAGAGAACAUUGCUGCAGUUAGCAAUGGCACACUUGUUGUGCAUGUUGGCAUGCAUCAAAAAGUGCUGGGUCAAGGCUAGUCAUGGUUAGCCAGAGUUGGCUAACGUGACAUGUUUCGUUUUUUUGUUUCUUUGUUUGACCCGCUUUGUUACGCAAGCAUGUAUAUUGUAUGUUGCAGAGGAUAUAUGCGAUAACUUAAGCUGUACAGUCAUAGAGAUAUUUGUGUUUUCUUUGAAUUGUUGCGCUAUUUCAUUACAAAGUGGAGACACGAUAAAUAGAAGCAUAUAUUUUUUGCCACGUGUAUGUACACUAUGUGCCAUUGUAAAGUGUGUUAUAUUAUUAUGAAGGCUGAAAAUAUGUAUUUGUACUAUCUCCCUUUUUUUUGUCAUGCAUUUGUUUCAUCAAUAAACCAUUAUUCAGUGCCUAUCA
Rhipicephalus microplus (southern cattle tick) is the source of this 8620-nucleotide messenger RNA. RefSeq names its product histone deacetylase 4 (gene HDAC4). Gene Ontology annotation, biological process: negative regulation of transcription by RNA polymerase II. Gene Ontology annotation, molecular function: histone deacetylase activity. Lineage: Eukaryota; Metazoa; Arthropoda; Arachnida; Ixodida; Ixodidae. The record is from RefSeq and is a predicted model, not a curated record.